Molecule: messenger RNA, 1621 nt
Organism: Chaetomium strumarium
Lineage: Eukaryota; Fungi; Ascomycota; Sordariomycetes; Sordariales; Chaetomiaceae
Product: kinase-like domain-containing protein
Exons: 5
Coding region: 176-1621 (481 amino acids)
Source: RefSeq, a predicted model, not a curated record
CGCAGCAGCAGGCCAGGUCCGGCAAGCCACCGUUGGUUCAUAAUACAUGCACAUGUACCAUGCAGCAGUACCUAAGUCAGCCGUCUCCGCCAAUUUUCACCAAAGACACAUCCCCUGAACUCUCUGGUGCCCAACUCCAAGUCGAAAGUCUGAACUCCCCAACUGCACUCAGAUUAUGGCCGACAGAAAUGAAGACUCCUCCAGAUCGCCGAUCUCGAGCGGGAGCGCUGACCCCGCACACCCAGAUAAUAAGCGAGACAGGGAGUAUGGGAUGUACCCGGAUCGGCUCUUCAUUCACAAAUACCGUCCGGGAAUCCCGCAGCGUUUCGGACGAAUUGUCCGCGGCAGCUACAACGCCAUCUUCCCCCUGUUUUUCACCGAUGGAACAGCAGCCGCCCUACGGGUGGCGCUUCCCGGUGUCAACGCCUUUCCGGACGAGAAGGUGCGUGUCGAAGUGGCUACGAUGCGCUACAUCGAGAAGAUGACCUCCAUACCGGUGCCACACGUCUACCACUGGAGCACAGCCGACGAGAACCCGCUGGGGCUGGGUGCCUUCAUCAUCAUGGACUACGUACACGACGAGAGAUCGCUGGCCAGCGUUCUCAAAGACCCCACAGCCGAAGAGCCAGAGCAAUACCUCGACCCGAACAUCCCCACGGACAAGCUCGAGCGCAUGUACAGGCAGCUGGCCAGCAGCAUACUGGAGCUGUCCAAGCUGGAAAUGCCCAAGAUUGGCUCUCUCCACCGACCCUUGACCGUGGAUAUGAACGAGCUCGUUAAGUCGGGGGGGAUUCCGCCAUCGGAGUGGUACGAGGCCCUCGCCGACAUGCACGUUGCCCACCUGACGUUUCAGCGCAACAGCGCCGUCGAAUCAGCCGAUGACGGUCGGGACAAGUUUGUCGCGCGACACCUGUUCCGCCAGGCCGCAGCGAAAGGGCAGCAGGAGAGUCAGAGGGCGGGCCAAGAAACCUUUAAGCUCUGGGUCGACGAUCUCCGGCCGCAGAACGUCCUGGUCGAUGCCGGCCUCAACAUCGUGGCUGUCAUCGACUGGGAAUGGGCCUACUUCGCGCCCGCCCAGUUCGUGUACGACCCGCCCUAUUGGCUGCUGCUGGAGCGGCCCGAGUUCUGGUACGGCACUGUGCUCGAGUGGCGGGACAAGUUUUCCCGUGUGCUGGACGUCUUUUGCAGGGCGCUCCGCAGCCUGGAAGAGGAACAAAAAAAGGGAGACGGCGAGGAAGAGGAGUGGUCCAUCACCGAGCAUAUCCUCGCUCUGAGCCUCGAUCCGGAGACGGCCGCCCAGACGGAAGAGACGCCGGUAGUGCCCUUGUCGGAGCGGAUGCGCGAGAGCUGGAAGUCGGGUACGUUUUGGGAAGACUAUGCGGCCCGCAGAUGCUAUGGAUUCGAUCCUAUCUUUUGGGAGUUUCUAGAUGAGCGCUUCUUUGGAAAGAAUGCUGAGGGCGGAUACGAGGGCCGGAUGAACCUGCUAUCGGACAAGGUGAGGAGGCGAAUGCACUUGUUCGUCGACAGGAAGAUGGAGGAGAGCAAGGAGGAGAGAAUAGAAGAGUGGGAUCCGGAAGCGGCGAGGAUUUACCUUGGGGAUAUAUUGUUGGAUCUCAGCUAA